Messenger RNA from Lathyrus oleraceus (garden pea), 417 nucleotides. RefSeq lists its product as uncharacterized. The transcript has a single exon. Lineage: Eukaryota; Viridiplantae; Streptophyta; Magnoliopsida; Fabales; Fabaceae. The record is from RefSeq and is a predicted model, not a curated record. The coding region runs from base 1 to 417 and encodes 138 amino acids.
AUGGUUGCUGGAAGGAAUGAUGAUGCGCUUGUGGCGGCAUUGACACUGUUGGUUGGUGCCAUUCCGCAAAUGAAUGUUGGUGAUCGAGAGCGUGAUGCUGAUGAGUUCCGUGCUUCGGGGAAGUUCCAAAGGAAUAAUCCGCCAACUUGUGAAGGAGCUCAUGAACUUGACAAAGCUCAAGAGUGGUUUAAGGCGAUUGAGAAAAUCUAUCUAGUUAUGAACUGUUCAGAUGCGCAGAAGGUGCAGUUUGGCACACAUAUGCUCGACAAAGAAGCUGAGGAUUGGUGGCGUAACACUGUUCAAGGAUUUGAUGAGGAUGGCAUUGAAGCGACUUGGGCAUUUUUCCGUCUUGCUUUUCUAGAGAAGUAUUUUCCAGAAGAUGUUCGUGGAAAGAAGGAAAUUGAAUUCUUGAGUUGA